UCUCUAGUGACCCAGGCAGGUGUCUGUCUAGUGACCCAGCCAGGUGUGUCUCUAGUGACCCAGCCAGGUGUCUGUCUAGUGACCCAGCCAGGUGUAUCUCUUGUGACCCAGCCAGGUGUGUCUCUAGUGACCCAGGCAGGUGUCUGUCUAGUGACCCAGCCAGGUGUGUCUCUAGUGACCCAGCCAGGUGUCUGUCUAGUGACCCAGCCAGGUGUGUCUCUAGUGACCCAGCCAGGUGUCUGUCUAGUGACCCAGCCAGGUGUGUCUCUAAUGGGUGCAGGGUUAGUUGGUAGUGAGGUUUUAAUGGGUGCAGGGUUAGUUGGUAGUGAGGUUUUAACGGGUGCAGGGUUAGUUGGUAGUGAGGUUUUAUGGGUGCAGCGUUAGUUGGUAGUGAGGUUUUAAGGGUGCAGGGUUAGUUGGUAGUGAGGUUUUAAUGGGUGCAGGGUUAGUUGGUAGUGAGGUUUUAACGGGUGCAGGGUUAGUUGGUAGUGAGGUUUUAAUGGGUGCAGGGUUAGUUGCUAGUGAGGUUUUAAGGGUCCUGGGUUAGUUAGUAGUGAGGUUUUAAUGGGUGCAGGGUUAGUUGGUAGUGAGGUUUUAAUGGGUGCAGGGUUAGAUGGUAGUGAGGUUUUAACGGGUGCAGGGUUAGUUGGUAGUGAGGUUUUAAUGGGUGCAGGGUUAGUUGGUAGUGAGAUUUUAAUGGGUCCAGGGUUAGUUGAUAGUGAGGUUUUAAUGGGUGCAGGGUUAGUUGGUAGUGAGGUUUUAAUGGGUGCGGGGUUAGUUGGUAGUGAGGUUUUAAUGGGUGCAGGGUUAGUUGGUAGUGAGGUUUUAAUGGGUGCAGGGUUAGUUGGUAUAGUAGUGAGUUUUUAAUGGGUGCGGGGUUAGUUGGUAGUGAGGUUUUAAUGGGUGCAGGGUUACUGGAAGGGCCACUUUUCUUCGUUUUCACCUCCCCUUUGUGUCACAGUGUUAUGAAUUGACACUCCAGAACAGUAGGAUACAGGCCACACAGUAGGUGGCAGCAUAUACCUCUACCGAAUGUUUGCGGACCGUCAUAAUACCAUAGAAAAAGAAAAGAGGAAGAGACUCACAAACACGCUUUUCCAUGUAUGAAGCUGAUAUUCAAUGGCCUAAUGGCAGUACUGCCAAAGUCAGGGUUCAAUUACAGUUUUUUACAUAUCUAUUUUUGCUAUCUCUAUUGUCUCUGUCUCCCCUGUGUCUUUAUCUCUAUUGUCUCUGUCUCCAGUGUGUCUUCAUCUCUAUUGUCUCUGUCUCCCCUGUGUCUUUAUCUCUAUUGUCUCUGUCUCCCCUGUGUCUUUAUCUCUACUGUCUCCCGGUGUCUUUAUCUCUACUGUCUCUGUCUCCCCUGUGUCUUUAUCUCUACUGUCUCCGUCUCCCCUGUGUCUUUAUCUCUACUGUCUCCGUCUCCCCUGUGUCUUUAUCUCUACUGUCUCUGUCUCCCCUGUGUCUUUAUCUCUACUGUCUCCGUCUCCCCUGUGUCUUUAUCUCUACUGUCUCCGUCUCCCCUGUGUCUUUAUCUCUACUGUCUCUGUCUCCCCUGUGUCUUUAUCUCUACUGUCUCUGUCUCCCCGGUGUCUUUAUCUCUACUGUCUCUGUCUCCCCGGUGUCUUUAUCUCUACUGUCUCUGUCUCCCCUGUGUCUUUAUCUCUACUGUCUCUGUCUCCCCGGUGUCUUUAUCUCUACUGUCUCCAUCUCCCCUGUGUCUUUAUCUUUACUGUCUCCCCGGUGUCUUUAUCUCCAGUGUCUCCAUCUCCCCUGUGUCUUUAUCUCUACUGUCUCUGUCUCCCCUGUGUCUUUAUCUCUACUGUCUCUGUCUCCCCUGUGUCUUUAUCUCUACUGUCUCUGUCUCCCCUGUGUCUUUAUCUCUACUGUCUCUGACUCCCCGGUGUCUUUAUCUCCAGUGUCUCCAUCUCCCCUGUGUCUUUAUCUCUACUGUCUCUGUCUCCUCUGUGUCUUUAUCUCCAGUGUCUCCAUCUCCCCUGUGUCUUUAUCUCUACUGUCUCCCCGGUGUCUUUAUCUCCAGUGUCUCCAUCUCCCCUGUGUCUUUAUCUCUACUGUCUCUGUCUCCCCUGUGUCUUUAUCUCCAGUGUCUCCGUCUCCCCUGUGUCUUUAUCUCUACUGUCUCCCCGGUGUCUUUAUCUCCAGUGUCUCCAUCUCCCCUGUGUCUUUAUCUCUACUGUCUCUGUCUCCCCUGUGUCUUUAUCUCCAGUGUCUCUGUCUCCCCUGUGUCUUUGUCUCUACUGUCUCUGUCUCCCCUGUGUCUUUAUCUCUAUUGUCUCUGUCUCCCCUGUGUCUUCAUCUCUAUUGUCUCUGUCUCCCCUGUUUCUUCAUCUCUAUUGUCUCUGUCUCCCCUGUGUCUUUAUCUCUAUUGUCUCUGUCUCCCCUGUGUCUUCAUCUCUAUUGUCUCUGUCUCCCCUGUGUCUUCAUCUCUAUUGUCUCUGUCUCCCCUGUGUCUUUAUCUCUACUGUCUCCCCUGUGUCUUUAUCUCUACUGUCUCUGUCUCCCCUGUGUCUUUAUCUCUACUGUCUCUGUCUCCCCUGUGUCUUUAUCUCUACUGUCUCCGUCUCCCCUGUGUCUUUAUCUCUACUGUCUCCGUCUCCCCUGUGUCUUUAUCUCUACUGUCUCUGUCUCCCCUGUGUCUUUAUCUCUACUGUCUCCGUCUCCCCUGUGUCUUUAUCUCUACUGUCUCCGUCUCCCCUGUGUCUUUAUCUCUACUGUCUCUGUCUCCCCUGUGUCUUUAUCUCUACUGUCUCUGUCUCCCCGGUGUCUUUAUCUCUACUGUCUCUGUCUCCCGGUGUCUUUAUCUCUACUGUCUCUGUCUCCCCUGUGUCUUUAUCUCUACUGUCUCUGUCUCCCCGGUGUCUUUAUCUCUACUGUCUCCGUCUCCCCUGUGUCUUUAUCUUUACUGUCUCCCCGGUCCCUGUUCCGUUCCCUGUCUGUGUCUCUAUCUCUGUACCGUUCUCUGUCCCGGCCUCUUCUUCUGGUCUGA
This is a messenger RNA of Oncorhynchus keta (chum salmon), 3004 nucleotides long. RefSeq lists its product as uncharacterized. Lineage: Eukaryota; Metazoa; Chordata; Actinopteri; Salmoniformes; Salmonidae. The record is from RefSeq and is a predicted model, not a curated record. The transcript is spliced from 4 exons. Bases 1100 to 3004 code for a protein of 634 amino acids.